This is a messenger RNA of Racocetra persica, 349 nucleotides long. Lineage: Eukaryota; Fungi; Glomeromycota; Glomeromycetes; Diversisporales; Gigasporaceae. The record is from the annotation of a GenBank genome assembly.
UUUGCAUCACAGAAUAAUAAUCAAUAUUGGAAACAACAAUUAAUAGAAGCAUUUAAGAAAAAUAAAGAUAUCACGAAUCUUGAAGUAUCACAAAGAUUGAAUCAAGAUGCACAAGAUGUUUUCCUCGAACCAAUUUUCGAAUUUCCUAAUUUUCCCAAUCAAAGGGGUCCCUUAAAGCGGGGUAGAUCAAUUGAAUCGACGAUCCAGAGUCAUGCAAGUCAAUCAAAAUCUUCAAUUUAUAAUACAAGUAGACAAGAACUUUUAACGUUAUAUAAUCCAACUCACGGACAAUCAGAAGAAAAACGCGUAGAAUUAACAGCGAAUCGUGUUGGAUUAAAAGUACCAGAAA